Messenger RNA from Lipotes vexillifer (Yangtze River dolphin), 6339 nucleotides. RefSeq names its product neurocan (gene NCAN). Lineage: Eukaryota; Metazoa; Chordata; Mammalia; Artiodactyla; Lipotidae. The record is from RefSeq and is a predicted model, not a curated record. Gene Ontology annotation, cellular component: perineuronal net; synapse. Bases 34 to 4053 code for a protein of 1339 amino acids. Gene Ontology annotation, biological process: positive regulation of neuroblast proliferation; glial cell differentiation; central nervous system development. The transcript has 17 exons. Gene Ontology annotation, molecular function: calcium ion binding; hyaluronic acid binding.
CGGGAUGCGUCCGAGCUAGGAGCCAGGUCCAGGAUGGGGGCCAUGUCUGUCUGGGUCUCAGGCCUCCUGAUUCUCCAGAUGCUGCUCUUUGUGGCUGGGGAACAGGGCACACAGGACGCCACUGCUGCUGCCACUGCCGAGAAGGGGCUCCACAUGCAGAAGGUGGGGUCUGGGUCAGUGCGGGCUGCGCUGGCAGAGCUGGUGGCCCUGCCCUGUCUCUUCACCCUGUGGCCACGGCCAGGUGCAGCCCGAGAAGCCCCUCGGAUCAAGUGGACCAAGGUGCGGACUGCAUCAGGCCAACGGCAGGACUUGCCCAUCCUAGUGGCCAAGGACAACGUGGUUCGAGUGGCCAAGGGCUGGCAGGGACGCGUGUCACUACCUGCCUACCCCUGGCACCGGGUCAACGCCACGUUGCUACUGGGGCCACUGAGGGCCAGCGACUCCGGGCUCUACCGCUGCCAGGUGGUGAGGGGCAUCGAGGAUGAGCAGGACCUGGUGCCCCUGGAAGUGACGGGUGUUGUGUUCCACUACCGAGCAGCCCAGGAUCGCUACUCGCUGACCUUCGCUGAGGCCCAGGAGGCCUGCCGUCUCAACUCAGCCACCAUUGCAGCCCCGCGGCACCUGCAGGCUGCCUUCGAGGAUGGCUUUGACAACUGUGAUGCCGGGUGGCUCUCUGACCGCACUGUUCGGUAUCCUAUCACCCAGUCCCGUCCUGGUUGCUAUGGUGACCGUAGCAGCCUUCCAGGGGUGAGGAACUAUGGGAGGCGAGACCCACGGGAACUCUACGAUGUGUAUUGCUUUGCCCGUGAGCUGGGGGGCGAGGUCUUCUACGUAGGUCUGGCCCGCCGCCUGACACUGGCCGGCGCGCGGGCCCAGUGCCGCCGCCAGGGCGCCGUGCUGGCCUCGGUAGGACAGCUGCACCUGGCCUGGCAUGAGGGCCUGGACCAGUGCGACCCGGGCUGGCUGGCCGACGGCAGCGUGCGCUACCCGAUCCAGACGCCGCGCCGGCGCUGCGGGGGCCCAGUCCCGGGCGUGCGCACCGUCUAUAGCUUCGCCAACCGCACCCGCUUCCCGGCGCCGGGAGAGCGCUACGACGCCUACUGCUUCCGAGCUCAUCACCCUACAUCACAACAUGGAAACCCAGACACCCCGUCGUCUGGGGAUGAGGGGGAGAUUCUGUCAGCAGAAGGGCCCCCCGCCCAAGAACUGGAGCCCAGCCUGGAGGAGGAGGUAGUCACCCCAGACUUCCAGGAGCCUCUGGUGUCCAGUGGGGAAGAAGAGCCUCUGAUCUUGGCAGAGAAGCAGGAGUCUCGAGAGACCCCCAGUCCUGCCACUGGGGGCCUCACACUAGCCUCAAGGCCUGCUCUGGAGGCUGAGGAGGUGUGGCUGAGCACGGUGUCCCCCGCCCCCAGCAACGUGGAGGCAGGCACUGCGGUGGGCAGGCACACAGAGGCAACCCCAGCCAGCCCCAUGCCCAGGAGGAGGGGGCGCUUUAAAGGGUUGAACGGGCGCCACUUCCAGCAACAGGAACCCCAGCAAGGGCUGAAGGGCGUGCUCCAGGCCAGCGUCCAGCCCCCCACCCCAGAGGUUGCUGGGAAUUUCGUGGAGCCUCCCCUGGCCACAGGAGCCACUGACGCCUUGGGGAGUGGCCGGAGCCAAAGCCCCUGGGCUGUGCUGACCAAUGAGGUGGAUGUGCCUGGAGCUGGUUCCCCUGGUGGCAGGAGCCCCCCAGAGCCCUGGCUGUGGCCCCCAACCAUGGUCCCACCUAUCACCCUUGGCCUGGAACUAGAGGAAGCCAAGGGCCCCAGUGUGAGGCCAGCCACCCCCGACCUGCCCUGGUCCUCCUCGGAGGCCACUGCCUUGGCUCCCAACCCCUUGAAGGGCCCCAGCACUGCCCGCUGGGAGGCUUCUCCCACAGUCAUUUCUCCAGACCUCCCUGUCAUGGCCAUGCUUCGUGGCCCCAAACUGUGGCUCCUGUCACAUCCUACGCCCCUCCCCACCGAUGCCAGUGAGGUAAAGGGGUAUAGUGAAGCCAUGGCCGCUGCCCCACCCUCCCCUGCUUCGGAGAUCGAGGCUAGACCCCAGGAUCCCAUCCAUCCAGAAGUAUAUUCCCUGCCCUCCUCCUCGGGCCUGACGGGACAAGGUGGAGAGGCCACAUCCCUGACACUCAGCACUGGUCCUAACUCCUUCAGAGCAGACUUCGGAAAAAUUGUGGGGACCAGCCCUACUGGGCUCAGCAAAGCUGAGCACCCCAGAUCCAACCCACAGGCUUCUGUGGGUGGGAAUGUGGUGGCAGCCGUCACUCCCACUGAGACUGCCACUGAGCCCAUGGGAGCCAGAGGCGUCUUGGGGUCUGAGUCUGGGGUCUUCAACACAGCAGAGAGCCCCACUUCCAGCUUGCAGGCCAACAUGGAUGAGGCACAGGGCAUGUGGCUGUCACUGCACAGUGAAGGGCUAGACCCCCAUUCCCCAUCUGCGCCCUUGGGGGUCCCUAGGGUCUCCUUGAUGCCCAAGGUCACCCCGCGUUUGGAGCCUUCGGCUGCUACAGACGGAGGAGCCACAGUGGGUCCCAUGAAUUCCAUGGCCACACUAGACACCAGCGGUGCUGGUGGGAAUUGGGAACCUGGAUCCCACGUGGUUGAGGGAGCUGAAAGCCCCACCUUGAACCCUGAAAUGGCUGUGGAUACAAGUGCGGUCAUGUCCCUCACGUCCCUGGACCUGGGGGACAAGGUUGGGGUCCUGGCCAUGUCCACAAUGGCCUCCUCAAACUCCCAACCCCAUCCAGAGCCGGAGGGCCAGAUGGUGACCCAGGGCACCCUGAGAGGCUUGGAGCCUCCACAUGAGGGCAGCCCCUCAGGGGAGCCCGCUCUNCCUCCUUGGACACCGACAGCAGCCAGCAAGGACAAGCCCAUUUCAGUUUCCUCGGGGGAGCCUAUAGUGCCGUGGGACUCCCCCAGCACCCUGCUGCCUGCCUCCCUGGGCCCAGAGGAGUUUGAGCUGGAGGUCCUGGCGGGGAGCUCAGGUGUGGAGAGCUUCUGGGCGGAGGCAGCAAGUGGAGAGGAGCCAGCCCUGCCAGGAACCCCUGCAAAUGGGAGUGCAGAGGAGGUUCCCUUGGAUCCCUGUGAGAACAAUCCUUGCCUGCAUGGGGGCACGUGUAAAGCCAAUGGCACCAUGUAUGGCUGUAGCUGUGACCAGGGCUUUGCUGGAGAGAACUGUGAGAUCGAUAUAGAUGACUGCAUCUCCAGCCCCUGUGAGAAUGGUGGCACCUGCAUCGACGAGGUCAACGCCUUCGUCUGCCUUUGCCUCCCCAGCUACGGGGGCAGCCUCUGUGAGAAAGACACAGAGGGCUGUGACCAUGGCUGGCACAAGUUCCAGGGCCACUGCUACCGCUACUUUGCCCAUCGACGGGCAUGGGAGGAUGCCGAGAGGGACUGCCGCCGUCGAGCCGGCCACCUGACCAGCAUCCACUCACCCGAAGAACACGGCUUCAUUAACAGUUUUGGGCGUGAAAACACGUGGAUCGGCCUAAACGACAGGAUCGUGGAGAGGGAUUUCCAGUGGACAGACAACACGGGGUUGCAAUAUGAGAACUGGAGGGAGAACCAGCCCGACAAUUUCUUCGCGGGUGGGGAGGACUGUGUGGUGAUGGUGUCACAUGAGAGUGGGCACUGGAAUGAUGUCCCCUGCAACUACAACCUCCCCUAUGUCUGUAAGAAGGGCACAGUGCUGUGUGGUCCCCCUCCAGCAGUGGAGAAUGCCUUGCCCAUCGGUGCCCGCAAGGCCAAGUAUAAUGUCCAUGCCACUGUACGCUACCAGUGUGACGAAGGAUUUGCCCAGCACCAUGUGGCCGUCAUCCGAUGCCGGAGCAAUGGCAAAUGGGACCGGCCCCAAAUCGUCUGCACCAAACCCAGACGAUCCCAUCGGAUGCGGCGACACCAUCACCACCACCAACACCACCACCAGCAUCACCAUCACAAAUCGCGCAAGGAGCGCAGAAAACACAAGAAGCACCCAGCAGAGGACUGGGAGAAGGAAGAAGGGAAUUUCUGCUGAAGAACCAGGCAAAAGAAAGCACAAUCCCCUUCCCACACCUCCCCUGGAGGCUUCACCUGGGGAGGCAGAGCCCAGAGAGAAACAAGAGGGUCCGGAAGCCCCUGAGUCCCAAACCACAUCCCCCCAUACAUAACCAUUUGUAAAAAGCUCCUCUCUCCUUUUUCUUACAUAUACAAGGUCCUCUUGGCAGGUGUAGCCAUGUGUCUGAAAAGUCAGUUCUAGUCAGGCUGAACUCUGGGAGCAUCUCUCAGUGGAGGGAAGCACAAUCGGCACAGAUCAUUCUUUGCACUGGUUUAGUCUUUUGUUGGCAAGGCUGACUGCCAGUUGUGGAAAUAAGGCUGUGAUAAGGGUGCAAGAAUGUGUGUUUGGAUUUGCACUAAGGAAUUGCUUUUACCACCAGAGAUUCAGAUUUAGUAAACUGUCGGAUGUCCUAAAUGCAGGCUGAAGCCUAUAGUGAAGGUCACUGGCUUUGGGUGUAGAAAAUUACAUGGACACACACUGCUUGAACUUGACGACUGCUCGUCCUUCACCUUGGACUUCAGCCUAAGUCAGUCCUUAGUCUUGGUGGAUGAACUGACUGUGGAAUUCCUAUGUAUUGAACUUCAGGAAUGUUUUUAGAACAACAUCCCUCCGUGCCCUCAGAGUUAGGGGUCAGAAUAGUCAGAGAAAUUUGUGGGCAAUGAAGGGAAGCUGUAUUGCUUGCCCUCCCAGGUCUAGUCCAGUGCUGAGAUUUGGUGGUUCUGCAUGUGUGGUGAAUUUUAUACACACACACGCACACGCACACACACGCACGCACGCACACACAGAUGAGAGGAUGUUUAGGGCUCAACGAACCCAGAUUUCUUCCCCCUCCAUCUCUCAGGGAGACAAAGAACCUCCUUCCUGGGCCAAGGAGGUGCCAAGUUUUCUAGCUCGGUGCCCAUAUCCAUCCCUCAAGCAGACAUUGGUAGUGCCCCUGCCAUGGGUCCCACCCCUACCCCUACUCUAUUCCUGUCUCCUCCAUUCAUCACCUGGUGGACUAGAAAUGCUUAAAACUUGAAGUAGUGACGUCUACCUGCCGUCAUGUAGAGAGAUGUGCAGUGUUAAAACUGAAACACACACACACACACACACACACACAUUUUUCUCUUAGUUUUUAAAUUUUUUAAGCAGUAAAGAACUCACCUUGCCUUCCUCCCCAGAAUCUGAAACCUGUAAAAACUUUCCCCAAGCCAGAAGUCGGGAUUCAGCUUCCUGAUCUCUGGCAGGAAAGAACCACAGCUUUUCCUCCAUGUCCUUUGUCCACUCUCAACCUCUCUAGUCUGGGUAACAUCUGUGGAUUAGUGUUAAAAACCACAGUGGAGAAUGGCCCUCUGCAGGAAAGAAAAAUAAGCAAAUAUACAGUCCAUCUAAGGGUUCAGUAGAGAAAGAAAUGUGUUGACUGAGCCUAUAUCCCUCCUGGGAAGUACUAAUCAUAAUUGACAACUACGGAGUAGGUACCAUGCUAAGGACUUACACACACUGCCUCCGUGAAUCUUCUCAACAGCCCAGUGACUUAGGAACCAUUAUUUUCCCAUUUUACACAAGACAAAACUGAGGCUCAGAUAAGAGAAAGGCCCUGGCUUGCAAGACAGGAAUAAGGAUUCCGUCCUGCCUCUGGCUGACUCCUAACCCUGCUCUCUAUUUUGGGGGGAAGGAAUUGAAACAUAAUCAUGCUCUAACACACAGCAAGAUUUAGGAAAAGAUUGAGAUGUGCAAACUAGACCCGCAUCCUAGACCAUGGUCUUUAGUGUUCCCUGCUAUAGACAUUAUCCACUGUUCCAUGUUAUGGUUAUUGUUGAGAAAACCCAGGGAUAUAGGUUUGCCUUCUAGGUUUGAUAAUUCCUCUUGGUUUAAGAAAUAUAAAAACAAUAACACAUCUUCAGUCAUCCAUGUCACAAAAGAAUUUUCCUUUGUUUGGAGUGGGGGGCUCUGGGGAUGCAACUUUUUUUGGGGUGUCUUGGUUUAUGCUCCUUACCCUUGACCACCUCAGCCCCUUGCCCUGCCCCGACCCCAGCUCCAUGGUGGGAGGGGGCUCUGAUAUUUUCUAAGGUGGGUGGUUUGUCUUUUGGUCUUUCCCUUUGGGAUGUGCGUGUGUGUUUGCGUGUGCCGCGUGUGUGGCAUGCGUGUGAGUGUGUGUGCGCGUGAACAGCUUUGGAUUCUGUUGGUUAUGCUGUCAGCUGAAGUGUUCCGUGGGUCUGUGGUAUCUGACACUAUGGACAUUAAUGUACUCCUUGGACAUUUUAAUAAAAUUUUUUAACAGUUCAA